GACAUAAGAGCCGCCAUAGGUGACUCCGCCGCGCAACGCCAUGGCCCUCUACCUCUGCGUCGACUGCGGCGGCUCCAAGACCUCCGCCGUCAUCUGCAACGCCGCCGGCGACAUCGUCGGGCGCGCGCUCGGCGGCCCCUCCAACUACGCGUACCUUGGCCCCGCCGCGUUCCUCGCCGCCGUCAAGGACGCCGUCAGCCACGCCCUCCAAACCGCGGUGUCUCCGCCGUCCCCCGAGCCCGUCGCGCUCCCCCCGUCCGCGCCCCUCUUCGCCGCCGCCUGGCUCGGCGUCUCAGGCGUCGACAGCCCCGCAGACAUCGCGACGAUCACGCCGCUCGUCUCCGCCCUCCUCCACCUCGAUCCCGGCCCGAAGCUGAGCAUCGGCAACGACACGCACCUACUCGCCGCGCCGCUGCGCCUGCACCCGGACAUCGCGCACGCCGUCGCCGUCAUCGCGGGCACCGGCUCCAUCAGCGUGAGCUUCCGCCAGCGCGAAGACGGGACGCUCGCGGAGCUGGGAAGGGUCGGCGGGUGGGGCUGGAUGCUCGGCGACGAGGGCGGCGGGUUCCACGUCGGGCGCGAGGCGGUGCGCCAGCUGCUGCUCGAGACCGACCGCGCGAGCGUCCAGGAGGCGCAGCCCGCGGGGAGCCUGCGCGCGCGCGUGCUCGAGCGGUUUGGGAUCAGCCACCUGCUCGAGAUCCUCGCGCUCGUGCACCUCCCCGACCCGGACCCCGCGCCGGGGAAUGGGGGGGAGGUGCCGCAGUAUCGGAGCGUGCCGAAGGAGAAAAGGCUGUCACAGCUGUCUCCGCUGGUGUUCGCGGCUGCGUUCGAGGACGGCGACCCGCUCGCAUUGAAUGUCCUGCGCACGUGUGCGGGGAUGCUCGCGGAGCAGAUAUCGGUCCUGCUAAGCCCCGACGGGGAUAGCCAGGUCGCGAAGAAUGCUGUGGCGGCGAAGGAGAGCGUGGUAUGUUUUGGGGGCUCGCUGGUGGGGAUUGAGAAGUAUAGGAAGUUAGUGCUGGAUGGGCUGAAGGAGAGGGGGCAUGUGUUCCGGUAUGUAGAGUUUGUGGAGGAUGCGGCCGCCACUGGCGCAGCUGGGUUGGCUGCUGCUGCUACUGCUACUGCUACUGAUUGAGAGGGAGCGGAAAGUACAAAUGUAUUCAAGGCGGAUAUCUGUAGGAUUAUAUUUUAAAUGCAUCUAUCGGGAUACCAAUACAUUCAAUGUACAGCGUGGACACCUUCUGCCCGUUAUCAG
Gloeophyllum trabeum ATCC 11539 is the source of this 1252-nucleotide messenger RNA. RefSeq lists its product as uncharacterized. The record is from RefSeq and is a predicted model, not a curated record. Lineage: Eukaryota; Fungi; Basidiomycota; Agaricomycetes; Gloeophyllales; Gloeophyllaceae. The transcript is spliced from 2 exons. The coding region runs from base 41 to 1132 and encodes 363 amino acids.